AUGGCGCUCUCUUCAUAUAUCUGCUUCAAUUGCAGAAAUCCAUACGGAUUAAAAACAUCUCUGCGCAGAUUCUCCUCCGCCCGACGCAAUCGAGACAUAUUGCGACCCGCGACAGCUCCGAAGCCCACGCCGGACAUCAAACACAUCCGCCAAAAUGCAGACCUCUACGCACAGAAUUGCGUAGAUCGCAACUAUGCUGCUCACGCCGGGCACCCGUCGAAAAUCCAACAAUUAUCAGAGGAGGCCAGACAACUCGAUCAUGGCCUGAAAGCCCCUCGAUCCCGCAUCAAGCAAUUAGAAAAGACCAUCGCCAAACUACACAUCGCGAGUCGGCAAGAUGCAAACACCAGCGCGACGGGCCUCAGCCCAAGCGAAGAACUUGCCGAACUCAAGGCAGAAGCCCAGCAAUUAAAAGACGACUCACAAGCUAUAUCCGAACGCAGAACCAGCUGCACCGAAGAAAUCAACCGCCUAGCCCUCUCCCUCCCAAACCUAUCCUCCCCAUUCACCCCACUCGGCCACAACCCCAGUCUCGUCCAAUACAUCAACUUCAACCCCAACUCGCCACCCUCCUGGACCCGCCAGGACCCAGUCGAACUCCAAGCCCGGUCGCACGUCACAAUCGGCACCGAGCUCAACCUCCUCGACUUCGCCAGCUCCGCCACAACAACAGGAUGGGGCUGGUACUUCCUAAUAAACGAAGGCGCAAUGCUCGAACAAGCCCUCAUCCAGUACGCCCUAAGCGUCGCCAGACGCCGCGGCUGGAAACCCGUCGCCCCACCCUCAAUCGUGUACUCUUACAUCGCCGAAGCCUGCGGCUUCCAGCCGCGCGACCAGCACAACGAGCAGCAAAUCUGGUCCAUCGAGCAAAAUGACCGCGACAAGAACUCCAAGCCCCCGCGCUCCCUAACCGGCACCGCCGAAAUCCCCCUCGCAGCCAUGUACGCCGGCCGCGACAUCAACGCCGCAGAUCUCCCCAUCAAGCUCGUCGGUGCCAGCCGCUGCUACCGCGCCGAGGCCGGUUCCCGCGGCGUCGACACCAAGGGUCUCUACCGCGUGCACGAGUUCACCAAGGUCGAGCUUUUCGGCUGGACGGAUAACCUCGACAGCGUGCAGACCGCCGUCCCGACUUCAGACGAUAUGUUCAACGAGCUGCUCGACAUACAGACAGAGAUCCUCACGGCGCUGCAUCUUCCGUGUCGAGUUCUCGAAAUGCCCAGCGGGGAUCUGGGUGCUAGUGCGACUCGCAAGCGGGACAUCGAGGCUCUGUUCCCGUCCCGGCUGCGCGCUGCAUCUGGGAGUGCUGCGCCCGUUGACCCGGCCAUUCAUCAUCUGGAGUCGGCUUGGGGUGAGGUUACCUCUGCUUCUAUCUGUACUGAUUACCAGAGUCGUCGGUUGGCGGCGCGUGUGCGUGGUGGGCCGGCGAAGGAGUCGCGCUUCCCGCAUACUGUUAAUGGGACUGCGAUGGCUGUGCCGCGGGUGUUGGCGGCGAUUUUGGAGAAUGGUUGGGAUGCUGAGAGGAAGGUUGUUGUUGUUCCGGAGGUUUUGAGGCCUUGGAUGGAUGGUAUGGAGACUAUUGGGCGUAGCUAG
Messenger RNA from Penicillium bovifimosum, 1590 nucleotides. RefSeq names its product putative serine--tRNA ligase DIA4. The record is from RefSeq and is a predicted model, not a curated record. Gene Ontology annotation, cellular component: mitochondrion. Gene Ontology annotation, molecular function: ATP binding; tRNA binding; serine-tRNA ligase activity. The transcript has a single exon. The coding region runs from base 1 to 1590 and encodes 529 amino acids. Gene Ontology annotation, biological process: mitochondrial seryl-tRNA aminoacylation. NCBI's taxonomy places the organism in Eukaryota, Fungi, Ascomycota, Eurotiomycetes, Eurotiales, Aspergillaceae.